UAGCAAUUAGUACCUCACAAAGCAGAGACAGAACAAUAGAUUUGAUCAAGAUAAAGGACAGGUUUUGUUCUAUUUAUCCUGUUUUGUAUCAUUCACCAAGUUUGAGGAACAAUCGCUGAUGUGUUACAAGGACAUUGUUGCGAUCUUUAUAUAUUCAUUAUACGUCACUUGGUCACAUUCCCGUAGUGGGUGGACGUCCUGAGAGCUUACACAUUUUGCAUCAACCAGGUUCAGACCACUGACUGAUCUCCUACCUAUUUGAACAAACUAAGUAUGGCCAGUUCCAACGCGAACCAAUUUACCGUACCGGUAGGUACUCGCCACUCAAUCGGUAUCAAAAUCCAAUGCCUAAUGGCUUGGCUGUUGGAUGGUAUAGACGAUCCAAACGAAGCCGAUGCGCACAACCUACCACCCUUAUUACAAUUGCAAUUUGGCCAAGACACAGCACAAGAAGUUAUAGGUCAUGCACGGAAGACGCUCAAGGACCAUGGUGUCCCCAUCGCCGAAUCGUCUGAUCCUCCGGACACCUUUGAUAAGUGGCACGUCGACUUGAUCCAUAAUGACACUGAUCACCCUGUGCAAGAAGUCAUCCACAAUGACUAUCAAUGGCAGAGCCUCGAGAUCCGCAGCCCGGCGAUGUGGGCGGGGCAAGAAGCCUAUGACGAAGUCAAGUACGUCGUCAACCUCCUGAAGUCGAAGCACCGCCUCCGAGUCAAUCCGUCAUGCGACUUCAUAGUCUACAUCGGGAAUGGGAAGCGGCACUUCACGGCCGACACAAUCAAGCGACUGAGCAUCCUCCUCUGGACAGCCGACCCCAUGCUCUCCCGCCUCCACGCCCCCUGGCGCAGUGUCAGCGACUGGUGUCCCACCAUCCGCCACCACAGCGAGCUGGCCCAGAACUCCCCGCUGCCCGGCUUCCCGCCCCUCUCCGAUCCCAUCCCCGUCGUCCCCUUCUCCGACACGACCCGAGAGGAAAAAGAGCUUGCUGGAAAGUGGCACGAGCACGCGGAGUGGCGGCGCACUCAGGGUCCGUUCAUGACGCUCGACAACGAGCGCGUCGACCCCUUACUGGGCUGGCCGCCACAUGCGUCCGGCGCCGCCAAGAAACAUGGUACAGCACCACCACCACCACCACCAGAAGGAGCACCAACAACCAUCAGCCCCUUCAUCCCGCCCGCCUGGCAAUCCCUCCUCUCCGAGCAGCGGCGCCUGCGCCCGCACACCUUCAGCCACGUGCCGCCGCAGUACACUGAGCACGUGAACCUGUACGUCGACCUGCCCGAGCAGCAGUGGCGCCGCAUCGGCUGGCUGCCCUCGUCCACCUACCCCGGCGCCCCGCCGUACCCCGAGCGCCCCGGCGACGAGCACGGCGAGCCCGCCGUCACCACCGUCGAGGGCAUCGUCCGCCUCGCGGCCGCGCGCUCCGCGCUCGACGUCGGCAUGGUGCUGGGCGGGAGGACGAAUUAUAGUUUUAGCCACUACGCGCACAAGGCGCUGAGUGCCGCUGGCUCCUCUAACUCUAACUCUAACUCUGGUGCUGCGACGGUCGAGUUCCGCGAGGCGGGCGCGUCGCUCGACGGCGAGUGGAUCGAGAUGUGGCUGCGCGUCGUCGUGGGCGUCGUGAGGUUCGCGCGCAGGGCGGGCUCCGCGGCGUUCAUGGAUGUGGUGCAGAAGCUGGUCGAUCAGGAGGAGAGAGAUGCGAAGAGGAGGGCGUGUGGGGGACGCCACGAGACGGUGGAGAAGGAUGAGGAGAGGAGGUACUCGGUGUGUGAUUGGCUGGAAGAUAUGGGGUUGUGGGCGGAGGCGGCGUGGGUUUUGGGGAGGGAGAAUGCGGCGGGGGUGGAGUUGCCGCCGUAGGGGGUGUUUAUGAUGUUAAGGCGUUGAAGUCGGGAUUGGGUUGGGUAGGUAGAAGUCUUUUGUGUGUUUUUAUGUGUUUUGCGUGUGCCGGCCUAGUAGACCACUGAUAAUACCCCCCCCAUCCCGUCGCUAUUUCUUUGUCUACGGUGUUAGGUAGGUACCUGGUUAUCGAAAGGAGGACAAGGAGUCUAUAUAGUAUCAUUUAGAAACUACCUACUUCAACUCGUAUUCUGCAUAAGUAGGUAGAUAGGUAUAUACAUAGCUAUCACGUUUACUCUCAAGUUUCACAUAGUUGCUUACCUAUCCAUUGCAACUUGGGGUUGUUCGUAUUGGUGUAAGUGCUGCAUAGGAAAAUAUUAUAAAAUAUUAUACUAACUACUAGUAGUAUAAAUACUAAAAUUACUAAAUAGUACAUGGAGUAUUACAAGUAUAU
Messenger RNA from Hypoxylon fragiforme, 2290 nucleotides. RefSeq lists its product as uncharacterized. The record is from RefSeq and is a predicted model, not a curated record. The transcript has a single exon. The coding region runs from base 274 to 1857 and encodes 527 amino acids. NCBI's taxonomy places the organism in Eukaryota, Fungi, Ascomycota, Sordariomycetes, Xylariales, Hypoxylaceae.